Aureobasidium subglaciale EXF-2481 is the source of this 2475-nucleotide messenger RNA. RefSeq lists its product as uncharacterized. The record is from RefSeq and is a predicted model, not a curated record. NCBI's taxonomy places the organism in Eukaryota, Fungi, Ascomycota, Dothideomycetes, Dothideales, Saccotheciaceae. Gene Ontology annotation, molecular function: zinc ion binding. The coding region runs from base 1 to 2475 and encodes 824 amino acids. The transcript has a single exon.
AUGGCCGAUCCGAGAGCCAUUGUCGCACUGGUUAUCCUUCUAUUCAUCUUCUUCUCGCCACCACCUGGUCAGGAACCACUGGUGCGCGCCCGCUCGCGCCUCGAACACGUCGUCACCACCGAACAUCAUGACUUGACUAUCCUCAACCAGACACGCUUUGGAGACUUCGACCCGGUACAGAACAAGUGGCUCAACAUGAGCGGAUUCCGAGAGGAUGACCUCUUCGCAUGGCAAGCGCUACCACUCGUCAAAGAACGUGCUAGACACCAGGUAGCACAUGCCUUAGGCCACGACAAUCUGGCGCGUCUCGGUAGUGGAGAGGACGAUAGACCGGCGCUGCCGCUGUACCGAAAUGUAACUGGUACCAUGUACGGCAAAUGGGUUCGCUCGCCCGUACAGACAUCAGUUGUGCCGCCCAGGCUGAACAUGACCGAAUACUCGCCUGUCGGUCCUUUUGGCCCAAUACCAGUCCGAUCUUUCAACAAGAACGUCACGGCAAAGUCUGGUUCGCUAGAAGUCUGGUUCGAAGAGGCAGAUACACAAGAGACGCUAUUAUGGCAUGGGGAUAGAAGAGUGGCUAGGGAGGUGAAAGCCCAGAUCUCGGUAGGAGAUGCAGAGGCAGGUGACUCCUGGGACAGUAGGCUGUUUGGUAUACACUUCCUAGAUACCGGCAACAUCAUGCUGGCUACCACUACCGACAAGUUUGCUGGUAUAUUCGCAUUGCCACACAUGGCCCUGUCUGACUACAACUACCACUCUGCCCAGAGACUACUGAAUCGCACGCUUGGAAUGACUAUUCGCGACCAGGAGGAUGGCUAUCUGCAAAGCUUUAGUCCUUGGGCGCCGACCCCCGAUGGUAGUUCCGACUCUUCGCCAUCUCCCACGUGUGACUUGAUUGUCUACCUUCAGCAACACUUGGUGCCAGUGCCUGGAGUCAAGCCUGGACCUGAUCAGGAAACUCUGCUGUCGUUCAUCGAGCAGGAAAUUCGCUUUCCAACUGGUGCAUCCAUUCCGGCUACUCAGCACAUCGCUUUCUCAAUGGUGGCAUUCUCGCCAGAUUGUGGCUUUGUGCUCGAAUCAAAAGGACCACCAGACUUUGCACCGCAGGAAGCCAAUCACUUGCGUGGUCUCAAGCUUGAGGUCGAAUAUGAGCGAGCAAGACGACAUCUGCUUCUGUUCGCCGCUAUCAUGAGUGGGCAACUGUUCUUCUUCCUACGUCAAAUGCGUGACGCAAGCACACCUUCCACUAGAAGCAGAAUCAGCUUCUACACCAUAAGUAUGCUAUCGCUAGGUGAUGGUUUUAUCACCAUGGUCCUUUGCUUGAUCAGUCUCUUCAUCCAAGCUCUUUGGGUGCCAUUGAUAGCCACUGCUUUCCUCGCUUUCAUGAGUGUAAGUUUCUUCGGGAUGAGAUUCUUGAUGGACAUAUGGGCAGUUCAAGCGCCCGAAAGAGAACGCAGGGAACGGCAAGAGCGACAGCGAAUACAACAACUAGCGGCUACCACUGUAGCUCCGCCUACAAUUCCAUCGGGCACGAUGGAGAAUGCACCCGCUCAAAUAUCUACGCCAUCACAAAUGCCGGUCAUCACCGCUGCAGGAGCAGAAACGCUGCCUCCCCCUGUAACAGCUCCACGACCGAUCGAUACCGGAGCCACGCCGGUCUUCAUCCCUUCGGAUCAAGACACUCAGGCUGAGGAAGACGCUCCUAAUACCGCAGCUACAGGAGUGGAGGCUGGCCAACGUGCCCCAGGAUUUGGUUCUCUUUAUACCCGCUUCUACUUCCUUCUACUGGUCACAUUGUUCCUGUCCUUGAAUGCGACCUCAUGGCCACCGGCUCUUCGACGAGGCUACUUUACCAUUUUGGCUUUCUGCUAUCUAUCCUUCUGGGUUCCACAGAUCCAUCGUAAUUGCAUGCGUAAUUGUCGGCAUGCAUUACGCUGGGACUUUGUAGCCGGCGAAUCUUUGCUGCGACUCAUGCCGUUUGCAUACUUCUAUGGCUACGAACAGAACGUUCUGUUUGCGGCUGUUGACUUGAUCGAUCUAGGUGUACUGGCUGGCUGGAUCUGGAUACAAGUGUUGUUGCUGUUGAGUCAGGAGAUCAUAGGUCCUCGUUGGUUCGUGAGCGGUACUUGGGUGCCACCGGCCUAUGACUACCACCCUAUCCUUAGAGAUGAUGAGGAAGCUAAUAAUUUGCCUAUUGGGGCGACUACCUCGACGCCUUCGCCAGAGCAGGCAAAAGAGGCAAAGGACAAAGGCAAACGUGUCUUUGAUUGCGCUAUCUGCAUGCACGAGAUCGAGGUGCCGGUGCUAAAUGGGGAGUCCGCGGCUGAGGGUAUCACGACUGGCUCAUUGGUCUUGGAACGGAGGAAGUACAUGGUUACACCGUGUAGGCAUAUCUUCCAUUCUAGCUGUCUCGAGGGCUGGAUGAAGUUCAGACUCGUCUGUCCCAUCGAUCGCGAGGAGUUGCCCCCACUGUAG